UUUGACCAAUUUUGUACUUUCCCUCCCUCUUCUCUUCCCAUAUAUCCACGUGUGUUCACAUUACCAUCUUCUCUUUUCUGUUUUCUCUGCCCAACAAUACCUAUUUUUCUUCUCCUUCAUCUCUAUGCCUUUCCACCUUUCUUAAGGGUAUGCAUGUCUCUCUCUUGUUUAGUGAGGAAACAUGAGGUAAUGAUGAAUUGGCAACAAAAGUGUUCAAAAAAUUAAUUUUUUUUGAAAAGGGGUUUACAGGGUUUAAGGCUAAGCUCCUUGAAGAUCCAUGUUGCUUCAAAAUAGCAUUUUUGUGGAAUAUUAAAAGCUUAUAUAUCAAUGAAGGGUGAAACAGUGAACGUGACAUGGCUCAGUGGUUUAUGGCAAGUUUCUCGCAAAAGUGGUUCAGAUGAAAAGGAUAUAAUUGGAUUUAUGUCAUUUGAAGUUGCAGGGUUGAUGUCAAAAGUGGUUAAUUUAUGGCAUUCUUUGAGUGAUAAUGAAGUAAUGAAUUUAAGAGAAUGGUUAGUAAAAUCAGUUGGUGUCAAAAUGCUUGUUUCUGAUGAUGAAUAUUACUUGAUGGAACUUGCAUGGAAUGAAAUACUCAAUAACUUUCAAUCUCUUACACAAUCUGUUGCAAGGUUAAGCAAGAAGUGCAAAGAUCCAAUUUAUCAUAGUUAUGAAAAUUUUGUUCAUAACCCUUGUCAUGAUUAUGUUCAAUGGAUAGGGUGGGAGUAUAGAUGGAAAAAAAUGGAGAAAAAGGUGAAGAAAAUGGAAAGAUUUGUUGCUUCAAUGUCACUUUUGUCUCAAGAGAUUGAGGUGUUAGCUGAGUGUGAACAAAGUUUCAGGAGAAUGAAGCUGAAUUACGAUGCGAAUAAGGCGAAAUUGUUUGAGUUUAAGAAAAAGGUUUUGUGGCAGAGGAAUCAAGUGCAAAAUGUUAGAGAUUUGUCUCCUUGGAGUAGAAGUUAUGAUUAUGUUGUUAGGUUGUUGGCAAGAUCAUUGUUCACAAUUCUUGAAAGAAUCAUACUUGUCUUUGGAAAUACUCAUCUAUCAAUUGAAAACCAACAAAAUGAUUCAUCCACAACAAUGAAUUAUACAGAUAAUGAUCGUCUUGCACGAAAUCAUUCCUUUCCUGUUCUCAGUGUCACACAUUCUUCGAUACAUCCUUCUGAGUCGAAUCAUCUAAAUGGAUUUUGUUCAGGAUCACCGAUCGGGAACAUGCCAAUGUUAAACAAGAGCAAGAACAAGAAGAAAGAGCAGCAAUUGUUUAAUUCACAAGGCAAGCAAUUGAAAUACAUUGGAUCCUUCAAAGGGUGCAUUUCGAUCGAAAACGAUUCUCAUGUUGUACAGAGUUGUAUGCCAACUAAUGUUAGUUCUAUGAGGAAAAAUAUCGAUGUGAACACGAAAUUGGUUAAUAAAUUGUCUCUCUUUCACAAAAAUAGAGUGUACUUUAAACUCUCUCUUAAAAGUAAGUUAAAGCCGGCUCCAUCAACACUUGGUGAUGGAGCCUUAGCUUUACAUUAUGCAAAUGUGAUUGUAUUGAUAGAGAAGAUAUUCUCAUCAUCAGCAACUCGCACGAUCGAUGUUCAUGCAAGAGACAGUCUUUACAAUAAGCUACCGACGACUAUAAGAACAGCUUUGAGGGGCAAGCUUAAAUGGUAUGCCAAAACUGUCAAUGUUGGUAACCUUGCAGUAGAAUGGAAUGUGGUAAUGACACAAAUAUUGGAGUGGUUAGCUCCACUUGCACACAACAUGGUGAAGUGGAAUUCUGAGAGGAAUUUUGAGAAGGAACAUACUACUUUGAAAGCAAAUGUUUUACUUGUUCAAACUCUUUACUUUGCUAAUCAAGCAAAAACUGAAGCUGCAAUUGUUGAACUUCUUGUUGGUCUUCAUUAUGUGUAUAAGAUUGAUAGAAAGACUCACAUGAGAGACACAUAGAAGUUUGUAGAGUCUAGAUCAUUUAUGAAGGAUUUAAAUUAGUUGGGUGAUAGAUGUUUGUUCAUACACUAUAUGCAUAUGAAGGAGUGUACAAGUAUAGAAUAGUACAUAACAAAUAGUUGAGUCAUAGGACAAUGUUUUUGUUUUGUAAAUCGGUAUGCGUAACACAAACAAUUUUGUGUCCUAUAUGUUAGUAAUGUUUAAUUUUCACAAAUGGCAAAUAUUAGCUUCCUUCUAUAAAUUGU
Molecule: messenger RNA, 2168 nt
Organism: Cicer arietinum (chickpea)
Lineage: Eukaryota; Viridiplantae; Streptophyta; Magnoliopsida; Fabales; Fabaceae
Product: protein PSK SIMULATOR 1-like
Biological process (GO): positive regulation of growth
Source: RefSeq, a predicted model, not a curated record